AUGACUCCAAUCCCGAUCCCACGAAUACCACGACCACCACCAAACCUCAACCUCCACAUCUCACUCCCCUUCACACAAAAAUUCCAAUCAUCCUCUAUAUCUCUCCGAAACAUCAUCCCCUCCGCCCUCAAACGCUCCUCCGCCGCCUUCAUCCCCGGAACCUACAACAGCCACGGCCUCUCCCCCGGCGCCGUCGCCGGCGUCAUCAUCGGCAGCGUCCUAGGCUUCAUCUUCCUCCUAUACUUAAUAUUCCUGGCGUUGGGUGCCGGGCGGCGCUUCUCCAGCGAACCCAGCACGGCGACGUCGGCAACAAUGUCAGAGGUGGUGGUGGAGGAAGAGGGAAGCUCGAUUUCGCGACGACCACCGCGACGUCGGCGGCGCGAGGUUGUCGAGGAGGUCAUUGAGAGCGGGGGCAGUCGGCGGAGUCGCAGGUCAAGAGCAAGUCGGGGGAGAGAUUCGCGUAUUGUUGUGGAGGAGUCGGUGACCUCGUCUGGUCCGUCGAAUGUGGUUGAGGUCGAGGAGGAACAUUCCAGUGUGGAGGGUUCCGGGGGCCAUGGGCGGAGGAGACGCAGUCGGCCGGGACACUAUCGGGCUGUGGAUCCGUUGGCGUAUGGGGGGUUGACGGAGGAUGAGAGUUUGAGGUCGUAG
Aspergillus tubingensis is the source of this 648-nucleotide messenger RNA. RefSeq names its product formyltetrahydrofolate deformylase. The record is from RefSeq and is a predicted model, not a curated record. The transcript has a single exon. Lineage: Eukaryota; Fungi; Ascomycota; Eurotiomycetes; Eurotiales; Aspergillaceae. The coding region runs from base 1 to 648 and encodes 215 amino acids.